AUGACUACCAUCGAAAACCUCAAGACGAUCGACCCCUUCGCCGAUGCCGAAGAGGGCGAGGGCAUCAACAACCAGAAGAAGGGCCAGGACUACAUCCACAUCCGCAUCCAGCAGCGCAAUGGCCGCAAGACCCUCACCACCAUCCAGGGCCUGCCCAAGCGCUUCGACCAGAAGAAGAUCCUGAAGGUCAUCAAGAAGAAGUUCGCCUGCAACGGUACCAUCGUCGAGGACAUGGACCUCGGCGAGGUCAUCCAGCUCCAGGGCGACCAGCGCAAGAACAUUCACGACUUCCUCAUUGACAAGCAGGAGGGUCUCGAGAUGGACUCCAAGGCCGUUACCGCCAGGAGGCGCCGGCUCCCCCUCGCAGCCGACCGGAUUCCGGCAUCCCCGAGCCGAUGCGAGUACCUACCGGGCAUGUUCCUCUUUGCGACCUCGGGCCUCGUGAAGAAGGCCCAGGAUAUCGUUUGGAAUGUGCGUGCGGUCCGAAAGGUCGAGUUCAGGGACACAGCAGAGUCUUAA
Messenger RNA from Colletotrichum karsti, 519 nucleotides. RefSeq names its product translation initiation factor sui1. Gene Ontology annotation, biological process: translational initiation. Gene Ontology annotation, cellular component: eukaryotic 43S preinitiation complex. The transcript is spliced from 3 exons. Gene Ontology annotation, molecular function: RNA binding; ribosomal small subunit binding; translation initiation factor activity. Bases 1 to 519 code for a protein of 172 amino acids. The record is from RefSeq and is a predicted model, not a curated record. NCBI's taxonomy places the organism in Eukaryota, Fungi, Ascomycota, Sordariomycetes, Glomerellales, Glomerellaceae.